Molecule: messenger RNA, 1353 nt
Organism: Verticillium nonalfalfae
Lineage: Eukaryota; Fungi; Ascomycota; Sordariomycetes; Glomerellales; Plectosphaerellaceae
Exons: 9
Coding region: 1-1353 (450 amino acids)
Biological process (GO): monoatomic cation transport; transmembrane transport
Cellular component (GO): membrane
Molecular function (GO): monoatomic cation transmembrane transporter activity
Source: RefSeq, a predicted model, not a curated record
AUGUCUACCUCUGCACAGCCUGAGAGCAACCCUGUCUGGUCAUCAGGCGGCUCUGCCCCAGAUGAGGCUAUCGUCCCAGCACUAGCAACAGGAUCCGACGACAAGAUCACCCCCACGGUUGUGGGCGAUGCUGAUGUCUCCACCGUCCAAUCGUCCACGGCGGGCAUGAUUAACCGCGCUGACCCUAUGGACUUUGGCCGCCACCGGCGCGAUAAUGUCAACAAGAAACAAAUGGCCAUCGACCACCCCAAGGGGAACAAGCGAAAGCUCACAAAGUUCUACACGCGCCAGAACGAGCUCAUCGACCAGUUCCUGGGAGCCGAUGACGAGGAGCGUCUCAAGGUCGAGGAAGAUGAGAAGAAUCAACCCAAGAUUCAGUUCGCCAUCUGGGCCUCGUUUGUUCUCAACUUUCUACUCUUCGUCAUCCAGCUGUAUGCUGCCGUCUCAACUGGAUCGCUCGCGCUUUUUGCGACGGCCACCGAUGCCUUUAUGGACUUUGUGUCAUCCCUUGUGAUGCUCGUCACCUCGGCCUUGGCCGUCCGUCCGAGUGUGUAUAAAUACCCUGUGGGACGAACCAGAAUCGAGACCAUCGGGAUCAUCCUCUUCUGCUGCUUGAUGACAACUGUCGCGGUGCAGCUUUUGAUCGAAUCCGGGCGACGCCUGGCCGAGGGCGAGCGCGACUCCGAAGCCUUGCAUCUAGUCCCUAUCAUCCUCAUCAGUGUUGCCAUCUUUACAAAGGGCAGCCUCAUGUUCUACUGCCUCGCGUACAGGAAAUACCCCUCCGUCCACGUGUUCUACAUCGACCACCGCAACGACAUUGCCGUCAACAGCUUCGGACUCAUCAUGGCUAUCGUGGGCAACAAGUUCGUGUGGUAUCUCGACCCGCUCGGCGCCAUUCUCAUCGCGCUCCUCAUUCUCUUCUCCUGGGUCUCGAACGCGUUUGAGCAAGUGUGGCUUCUCGUCGGCAAGUCGGCGCCGAGGGCCUUCUUGUCCAAGUUGGUCUACAUGUCCAUGAACCACGACGAGCGCAUCGUCAAGGUCGAUACCUGCCGUGCCUAUCAUGCCGGACAGCGGUAUUACGUGGAGAUUGACGUUGUCAUGGGCGAGGACACGCCACUUCGAAUCUCGCACGAUGUGGCGCAAGAAUUGCAGCGCAAGGUCGAAGGUCUCGGUGACGUUGAGCGGGCCUUUGUCCACGUCGACUAUGAGCACGACCACAGCAUCCACACGGAACAUAAGCCGUUGUUCGAGAAGAAGAAGAAGAGCAGGACGCUGAGAGAGAUUCUGACAAAGACGAAGAAGGAGACAGAGCAGUCAACGCAAGACGGUGUUGCCACGUCGGGAACAUCAUGA